CAGGGCGGGGGCGUGCCCGCGACGCGCGCUGCGCUAGGCUGCUUGUUGUUCCCGCAGAGAGGCGAGAAGAUGGCGGCCGUGUCAAGCGGAGGUGCUGCUGGGUCCGCUGCGGCCGGGAUUACGCACUCUGCCCGACCGACCCACGCAGGCAUGGGCUCCCAGAACCGAGCUCAGCCGUCCUCCGGGAUCAGCCACUCCAGUCGUACCAGCACGGCCACUGGGUGCAUCACUAAUCCUGGCCACACUUCGGCCACCAGGCCCCCCCCAGCCCGAGUGGGCCACUACGAAAUCGAGCGGACCAUCGGCAAGGGAAAUUUCGCGGUUGUUAAACUAGCCACACACAUCAUUACCAAAGCAAAGGUGGCUAUAAAAAUAGUGGAUAAGACCCAGCUGGACGAUGAGAACCUGAAAAAGAUCUUCAGAGAGGUGCAAAUCAUGAAGUUGCUGAAGCACCCCCACAUCAUCCGCCUCUACCAGGUGAUGGAGACGGAGCGGAUGAUCUAUCUGGUAACAGAGUAUGCUAGCGGUGGAGAGAUAUUUGAUCACCUGGUGGCUCAUGGGCGUAUGGCAGAAAAGGACGCCAGGAGAAAGUUCAAGCAGAUUGUGGCAGCAGUCCAUUUCUGUCACUGCCGCAACAUCGUCCAUAGAGACCUGAAGGCUGAGAAUCUGCUGCUGGACCACAACCUCAACAUCAAAAUUGCAGAUUUUGGCUUCAGUAACCUGUUUUCUCGAGGCCAGCUGUUAAAGACAUGGUGUGGCAGCCCUCCAUAUGCUGCACCAGAGCUCUUUGAGGGCAAGGAGUAUGACGGACCCAAAGUAGAUAUAUGGAGCUUGGGUGUGGUGUUAUAUGUGUUGGUGUGCGGCGCCCUGCCGUUUGAUGGCAGCACUCUACAAAAUUUGCGGGCACGUGUCCUCAGUGGCAAGUUCCGAAUCCCCUUCUUCAUGUCUACAGACUGUGAGUACUUGAUCAGACACAUGUUAGUGCUGGAGCCCAGUAGAAGGUUGUCCAUGGAGCAGAUCUGUAAGAACAAGUGGAUGAGAUUAGGAGACCCGGACCCUGACUUCGACAGGUUGAUAGCGGAGUGUGAGCAGGUGAAAACGGAGAGAGAGACCGAGCUCAUCAAUGAGCAGGUGCUGAUAGCCAUGUCUGAGAUGGGCCUGGAUCGAGAGCGCACACUGCAGUCCCUACAAACCGAUGCAUACGAUCACUACAGUGCCAUCUACAGUCUGCUGGCUGACCGCCUCAAGAAACACAAGACCCUGCGUGUUGCCCCGCCCACACUGCGCCCCAUUAGCUAUCCUCUUAACGCUGUACAGCAGACUGAUCCACAGGGUAAUCCUGUUAGCAUGACUGUUCCCCAUGUCCAGCUCAUCAACCCAGAGAACCAGAUUGUUGAGCCGGAUGGCAGCAUGGCGCUGGACAGUGAUGAAGGGGAGGAACCAUCUCCAGAGGCCAUGGCUCGCUACCUUUCAAUGAGGCGGCACACUGUGGGGGUACCAGACCAAAGGACAGAGAUGCAGGAGGACCUCCAGAAACUGCCACCAGGUUUCCCUCGUGGUGCAGUGCCCCAGCCCCCCUUCCCCCCACUGGCCCCCACUAUGGGCCAAAUGCACACACUCAUGCCCACGCAGAGCUUGCAGCCCACACAGCAGCUGGAGUACAAGGAGCAGUCGUUGCUGCAGCCACCUACCUUGCAGCUGCUCAACGGCAUGGGGCCUCUUGGUCGAAGAGCUUCCGAUGGCGGGGCCAAUAUUCAACUACACGCUCAACUCCUCAAGCGACCUCGGGGGCCCUCGCCGCUUGUUGCCAGCCCGCACCCUAUCCCUGCGGUAGCUCCGGUGGAUGAGGAGGGUUCAGACGGAGAGCCAGACCAAGAGGCUGUACAGAGGUACCUGGCGAACCGCUGCAAGCGGCACACGACGCACGCGCUCACGAGCACAUCGCAUGGCGAGCCCUCGGCAGAGUCACAGCGGCCCCAGGGCCCCCGCCAGAGGGGGGGCUGGGCCCCCGACACACACACCCGAUCCAGCUAUAAGGACUGUAACACCCUUCAUCUCCCCAUGGAACGCUUCUCACCUGUCAGACGGUUCUCAGACGGCGCCGCCACGAUCCAGGCCUUCAAGGCUCAUCUGGAGAACAGCAGCCUCAUUAAGCAACUCAAACAGGAGUGCGAGCAGCUCCAGAAAAUGUACGCUGCCCAACAGGAUGAGCGAUUCCUGGAGCACACCCAGCAGCAGCAUAUCCUCUACCAGCAAGAGCAACAAAUCCUCCACCAGCAAAUCCAGGGUCUGUCUUUAGGCCAUGGAGAGAGCCAGCCCAGUCAUCUAACCCACCAGCUCCAGAGGUUGCGUAUCCAGCCCUCCAGCCCUCCGCCAACACAUCCCAGCAACCACCUCUUCAGACAGCCCAACCAGAGCCCUCCGCCUGGCUCUGCAGGCAUAAUGCAAGGGCAUGGAGGUCCGUCACCAGUGCAGUACCAGCACGGAACUCCGGCAUUGUAUCAGGGCCAGAGUGGCAGCCCGCCUCCCACGGGCAUGCCUCGCGUCUCUCUACCAACCAAUCAACAAGCAGCAUCUGCUCGUCCCACCGUCCCACUGGCACAGGGUGUACCUCAGCAGCAGCAGGUGACCAUUCAGGUUCAGGAAGUGGAGCUGGGUGCGGCGCAGAGACAGGGCUUUUUGUCCACGCCGGGGGGACACAGAGUCCUCGGGAAGCAGCUGAGCGCAGACAAUGCCGAGUCGCACAGUCGCAGCCUUGGCCGCUUCACAUCAGGCUAUGACCAGGCUCAGUUCAAUCCCCACCUCUUCUCUGGCGACGCCGCCUCCCGGGGAGCCUCUGGGGUUGUCGGCUCCUACAGCCCCUAUCUGCAGGGAGCCUCCCUGAAAGUACCCGGCCUGGAUGGUUACCAGAGCGGGGUGGUGGGGAACAGCAGCUACGGCACCCCCUCUACACUACAGCAGGCCCUGCUCUCCCCAACUCCUUUGGACUACCGCCCCCCACAACAGCACGUCACCCCCACACUGCAGGGCCUCCUGUCCCCCCGCCACUCUUUAACAGGUCACACCGAUCCCAGGCUGCCCCCCCAAGACCUGGCUGCCCUGCUGAAGAGGCAGAGCCCCCGGCCGUGCCCGCCGCCCCCCACACCACCCAGCGGCGCACCCCAAGAGUAUGGAGAGAUGUUGCUGCUCCGCCAGCUGAGCCAAGGUGAGAGCUUAGAGCCGCCGGCACCGCAGGGUUCGUCUGGAGGCCAACACUACCACCACCUCCUCCAGAUUCGACCCCCUGAGGUCCAGCCACAGCAGCACCCGGUCCAGGCACCUUGCCCCAGCUUACCCCACUCAGAGAGCAUGGAGGAGGAUGAGGUGCCGGCUGGCUACCACCACCCACACGAGGGCCUGCUGGUCAAGGCAGGAGAAGGUCAUGAGCUACUGGGGCCUCCCCGAGGAGGCACCCCACCCUACAGCUCCCCUACACACAGGCAUGGUGGCUACAUAAGGAAUGCUCAAGCAGCUAGAGAAUCUGAGCAUGUGGAGUGCAGGCCCCCAGGGCAGGCCAUGGAGGUGCCUGAUCAUAAUGGUGUGGGCUAUUCGCGAGGUCCCCAGGGUGACGCCUAUAGGUCCCGUGGACAGCUACAGCGCCACCACACCAUCCAGACCUGUGACGAUGCCUAUGAUCAGGCAGACCCCAUGUCUGGGAUGAGCCUGCUGGCCGGGAAGGCACUAAGCUCCGCUCGCAUGUCGGACAUUCUCAGCCAAACGUCACUGACAGGAAGCCAGCAGCUGCACCAGCGGGAAGAGUCAGUGUGUGAUGUCGAGGGGGAGCUCCAUGCGGCAGCCUGCUACCCCUCCUCCUGCACCAGUGACAUGCUCCUCAGCUACAAGCCCCCUGACUUGCAGUACAGCAUGGAGCAGGCUGGGGUCUAGCACAGGAAGCGGUCUAUCCUGUGUACAGCAGUCCAUAUCAGCCAUCCUGAGUUGUGUUGACUUGAGUUGAGCAGCAUCACGCCAAACCACCGCCGUCUGCCCACGCGGGAGGCACUCUACGUCCAUCUGUCUGUCUCCAUCGGUCCCUGGGAGGGCAGUCUGCACGAGAGAGGGGGAGUGUUGGGAGGGUGUAGACAU
This is a messenger RNA of Micropterus dolomieu (smallmouth bass), 4122 nucleotides long. It is a transcript of the gene sik3, whose product is annotated as SIK family kinase 3. The coding region runs from base 70 to 3924 and encodes 1284 amino acids. The record is from RefSeq and is a predicted model, not a curated record. The transcript is spliced from 26 exons. Gene Ontology annotation, molecular function: tau-protein kinase activity; protein serine/threonine kinase activity; ATP binding. NCBI's taxonomy places the organism in Eukaryota, Metazoa, Chordata, Actinopteri, Centrarchiformes, Centrarchidae. Gene Ontology annotation, biological process: intracellular signal transduction; microtubule cytoskeleton organization; protein phosphorylation. Gene Ontology annotation, cellular component: cytoplasm.